Messenger RNA from Lolium rigidum, 538 nucleotides. RefSeq names its product NADH dehydrogenase [ubiquinone] 1 alpha subcomplex subunit 2-like. Lineage: Eukaryota; Viridiplantae; Streptophyta; Magnoliopsida; Poales; Poaceae. The coding region runs from base 69 to 365 and encodes 98 amino acids. The record is from RefSeq and is a predicted model, not a curated record. The transcript is spliced from 3 exons.
CCCAUUCCGCAGUAGAGAGAAGGAGACAAGGAUCCAAGAAGAGCAGAGAAGCACAGGCGCCGGCGGCGAUGGCGUGGCGGUCGAGCCUGUCCCGGAGCGUGAAGGAGAUCCGCUUCCUCUUCUGCCAGACUUCCCCGGCCAGCGGCCCCGCCCGGGAGUUCGUGAAGAAGAACUACGGGGACAUCAAGACCCACAACCCCGCUCUCCCCAUCCUCAUCCGCGAGUGCUCCGGCGUCCAGCCUCAGCUGUGGGCGCGUUACGAUAUGGGUGUGGAGAGGUGUGUGCACUUGGAUGGCUUGACGGAAGCCCAGAUUGACAAGAAGUUGGAGGAGCUGGCCAAGCAGGGAGCGCAUAAGGCUAAAUAGGCUAGCCAAGUUUCUUGUGUUGAAUCUUCCCAAAUAAGAGAAAUGAUAACAUGAGAUAUUGUGUUGACCUGAUUUCAGUACCAUGAUUGUAACUGUUUUUCCUCUCAUUCCUCAAGGGCUGUAUUUCAUCUGAAAAGUUAAGUUCUAAAAAAACAUACUGCUCUUACCUUGUA